AUGCAUCAAGAAGUGGCCGGAUUAGUGUACUCGUGGGGCAGAGGAGAGGACGGACAGCUAGGCCUGGGAGACACAAACGACCAGGACAGGCCCGUCUUGGUUGAUGCUCUCAAGUCCAAGGGUGUCGUCCAGGUCGCCUGCGGGAGCGGGCACACCGUGGUCCUAAGCGAGGAUGGCGCUGUGUACACAUGGGGGCGGGGAGACGACGGGCGUCUCGGGCACGGAGACAACGGCUGGAAGUACGUGCCGCGGAUUGUGGAGGCGCUGGAGGGGCAGCGAAUCGUGCAGGCAACAUGCGGAAGCUACCACACAGCCGCCGUAACGGACAAAGGAGAGCUCUACACCUGGGGAGGCGGCAUGUACGGGAAGCUGGGGCACGGUAAUGAGAGCGGGCACCCGACUCCCUGCAUGGUGAAGCACCUUCGGGACGAGGGGGCGAGGGUCACGCAGAUCGCUUGCGGCAGCCGCCACACCGUCGUGCUCACGGACCUGGGCAAGGUGUACACGUGGGGGGACAAGGAGAACGGGGUGGUAGGGCACACCAACGCGGACGGCCACCAGUACCUGCCCCGCAUGCUGGAGUCCCUGCAGGCCAAGACCGUGACCCAGGUGGCGGCGUGCGGCUUCCACACGGCCGCCCUCACGGCCGCGGGGGAGAUCUUCACCUGGGGGGAAGGGAAAUUCGGACGCUUGGGCCAUGGAAUGGAACGAAAUCAGAUGGUGCCCAGAAUGGUGGAGGCGUUAAUGGGGAAGCGGGUGGGACACGUGGCGUGCGGAGGCUUUCACUCGGCGGCGAUUUUGGACUCGGGGGAACUCUACACUUGGGGCGGCGGCGAGCAUGGGCAGGUUUACACCUUCGGGAACGGGGACCAUGGCAAGCUGGGCCACGGGGAUGUGAGAAAAGUCUCGGUGCCUACCCUCGUGGCCGGGCUCGUCAAAAUGCACGUCGUCAAGGUGGCGUCGUACAACGAGCACACGGCAGCGUUGGCGGGAGCGAGCUCGUCCACGCCGGCAUUGAGUUCCAUGUCUUCGUCGUUCAUGACGGACAUCCGAUCACUCCUCGACAACCAGGACCUCUCAGACGUUACUUUCGUCGUGGAGGGAAGUCCGGUGUAUGCACACAAGGCUCUAUUGGCGGCGCGCUGCCAGCACUUCCGCGCGAUGUUCACAUCGGGUAUGCGGGAGAGCCACGAGCAGGAGGUGGUCAUCCCGCACGUCCGGCUACCGAUCUUCAAGGUCCUCCUGGAGUACAUCUACGCCGACAGCGUCGAUGUGUCGCUCGAGGACGCGGUGGAGCUGUUCAUCGCAGCGGACCAGUACACGUUAGAUCGUCUCAAGGGACUGUGCGAGCUAGCCGUGCAGAAGGGAAUAACCGCGGAUAACUCCGCCUCCCUCCUGCACACCAGCGACGACCUCCGCGCGACCCGCCUGCGUGAGAUCUGCAUGCGUUUUGUCGUGCGACACUUCGACACCGUCUCCAAAUCAGAGGGAUUCAAGGUCUUGAGCCGUGAGUUGAUAUUCGAUGUGCUCAGCAGCCGAUGACUCAUCGAGAACCAAGGGAGUCGAGCGGAGCGGCUCGCGCGUAGUACGCUCCGGUUUUUGGAGAGUCGCACCGUACAGCAGUGACGGCGGUUAUAGCUUUAGCGUCAAUACGUGGUGGUAGUGUUCGCCUGUGGGUCGGGUUUGUGCCAGUCGAUGGACCGGGCAUGUUUGUGUUUGUGUCUUGCUGCUGUUGCUGCUACUUGCUGGGAGGGAGGUUUCAGAGAGAUAGGGUCCCAUGAGGGCGCACGCACCGUUGUGAAGAUUUGAGUGUGUUGUAAUAUUAUGACAAUUGUGUUUCGUAUGUUCGUUUUUUUUUCCGACGUGUGUGUGUGUGUGAGUCCGUUUCGCCCGCCAGGGAGUGUUUUUCUUAGGGUCGACAAGCCCUCGACGUAAGGAGGAGGAGGAAGAGGAGGAGGAGCCACCUGCGUAUGUGGUGGCAGUACAGAAGUAAAGAAUUGUUGUUGUGCAUAGGGGAUCAUCAUCCCGCCGUUCGAUUUUGUUUCAUGAUGCACAAGGUGUGCCUUAGCAGUAGUGCCCACGCGGCCUCAAAUUACGCCUCGUUGUGUUCGUGCUGUUUUUUUUUGUUGUGUUUCGCGCGGGGCGGUAGUUGGCGACGGAACACACUCGUGCUGUUUGCUUGUUGUGGACAACAGACGCGUGGUAUCGUUUUUGUUCCUCAUUAUUCACCACCUCUUUGCCGUGGCCAACUGCAUUCAAUGAUGGUUUUCGUUUUUGAUGAAUGCACGGAACCAUGUCUGUGACGGGUUGUCACAGCAAGAGGUGUGGAGAACAAUGUAGCCGAUGGCGACAGAACUACCUGUGAUGAAUCACACGAAGGCGGAGCCGGCGUCGGUAGAUUGUCGUUUGAUAUUAUGUGUGUUUCUUGCACAUGAUGAUUGUAAGCAGAAAUAAAAGUGUC
Molecule: messenger RNA, 2461 nt
Organism: Ectocarpus siliculosus
Lineage: Eukaryota; Phaeophyceae; Ectocarpales; Ectocarpaceae
Source: the annotation of a GenBank genome assembly